Varanus komodoensis (Komodo dragon) is the source of this 8182-nucleotide messenger RNA. RefSeq names its product PPARG coactivator 1 alpha (gene PPARGC1A). The coding region runs from base 137 to 2527 and encodes 796 amino acids. The record is from RefSeq and is a predicted model, not a curated record. Lineage: Eukaryota; Metazoa; Chordata; Lepidosauria; Squamata; Varanidae. The transcript is spliced from 13 exons. Gene Ontology annotation, cellular component: nucleus. Gene Ontology annotation, biological process: positive regulation of transcription by RNA polymerase II. Gene Ontology annotation, molecular function: RNA binding; transcription factor binding.
UGGGAACAGUAGUAAGACAGGUGCCUUCAGUUCACUUUCAGUAAGGGACUGGUUGGCUGCGUGCGAGUAUAUUUGCUCUCCCUCUCCGGCUGUGGAUUGUAGUUUCAAAGCUUUGCUGCCGUCAUUCAGGAGCUGGAUGGCGUGGGACAUGUGCAAUCAGGACUCUGUAUGGAGUGACAUCGAGUGUGCUGCUCUGGUAGGCGAAGACCAGCCUCUUUGCCCAGAUCUUCCAGAACUUGACCUUUCUGAAUUAGAUGUGAAUGAUUUGGAUGCAGACAGCUUUCUGGGUGGACUCAAGUGGUACAGUGACCAAUCGGAGAUCAUAUCUAACCAGUAUGCCAAUGAAUCAUCAAACAUAUUUGAGAAGAUAGAUGAAGAGAAUGAAGCAAACUUGCUAGCAGUUCUCACAGAGACAUUGGAUAGUAUCCCUGUGGACGAAGAUGGAUUGCCUUCAUUUGAUGCACUGACAGAUGGAGAUGUGACCAAUGAAAAUGAUACUAGCCCUUCACCAAUGCCUGACGGCACCCCUCCACCUCAGGAGGCAGAAGAGCCGUCUCUACUUAAGAAACUCUUGUUGGCUCCAGCUAACACCCAGAUAAAUUACAAUGAAUGCAGUGGCCUCAGCACACACAACCAUGCAAACGCCAAUCACAGGAUCAGAACAAGCCCUGUGGCGGUUAAGACUGAGAAUUCAUGGAGCAAUAAAGCUAAGAGCAUUUGUCAGCCACAAAAGCCACAAAGGCGUCCCUGCUCAGAGCUUCUCAAGUAUCUGACUACAAAUGACGACCCUCCUCAAACCAAACCAACAGAGAACAGGAACAGCAACAGAGAUAAAUGCACCUCUAAAAAGAAGGCGCUUUUGCACUCCCAGACGCAUCAUUUGCAAGCCAAACCAAUGAGUUUAUCGCUUCCUUUGACGCCUGAGUCUCCAAAUGAUCCCAAGGGUUCCCCAUUUGAGAACAAGACUAUUGAACAAACUUUAAGUGUGGAACUCUCUGGAACUGCAGGCCUGACUCCACCUACCACCCCUCCUCACAAAGCGAACCAAGACAACCCUUUUAGAACUUCACCGAAGCCAAAGUCAUCAUGCAAGACUGUUAUGCCACCUUCUAAAAAAUCCCGCUGCAGUGAGUCUUCCAGCUCCCAAGGACAUAGCUUAGGUCAGAAGGGUCCAGAGCAGUCAGAGCUGUAUGCACAGCUUAGCAAGACAACUGUGCUGUCUGUCGGGCACGAGGAGAGGAAGACAAAGCGGCCUGGUGUGCGGCUAUUUGGUGACCAUGACUACUGUCAAUCUGUUAAUUCAAAAACAGAGAUACGCAUCAAUCUAUCCAAGGAACUUCAGGAUUCCAGACAAGGAGAAUUAAAAGGCUGCUUGCCUGGGUGGUGGUGUCAUAUUUGUUCUUCUUUUGAACAACACAACCAGUAUAACAAAAGAGAGACUUCACAGGCGAGCAAGCAGGAUUUGCAGUGCAACAACCGGAAACAGCUCCAAGACCAGGAAAUCCGGGCUGAACUCAAUAAGCACUUUGGUCACCCUAGCCAAGCUGUUUUUGAGGAAGAGACCACUAAGACCAGUGACCUGAGGGACAACAGUGAUUAUAGCGAUGAACAAUUCUCCAAGCUACCUAUGUUUAUCAAUUCAGGACUAGCAAUGGAUGGUAUUUUUGAUGACAGUGAAGAUGAACGUGACAAACUGUACUGCUCAUGGGAUGGGACACAAGCCUUCUCUUUGUUUGACCUGUCACCAUCUUGCUCAUCCCUUAACUCACCAUGCCGAGAUUCAGAGUCUCCACCCAAAUCCUUACUUUCUCAAAGAUUCCAAAGGAUACGCUCUCGAUCAAGUUCCUUCCCUCAGCGCAGGUCUUGUUCCCGUUCUCCAUAUUCCCAAUCAAGAUCAAGAUCGCCAUGCAAUCGAUCCUCCUCAAGAUCUUACUGUUAUGAGUCCAGUCAUUGUAGACCCCGAGCAUAUAGAAGUUCUCCUUUGCAUUCAAGAUCCCGAUCCCGAUCUCCAUAUAGCCAUAGACCCAGAUAUGACAGCUAUGAGGAAUAUCAGCAUGAAAGGCUGAAGAGAGAAGAAUACCGCAAAGAAUAUGAAAAACGGGAAUCUGAAAGGGCCAAACAAAGAGAGAGACAGAGGCAGAAAGCAAUUGAAGAACGGCGCAUAAUUUAUGUUGGUAAAAUUGGGCCUGACACAACCCGUACAGAACUGAGGGACCGUUUUGAAGUUUUUGGUGAAAUUGAGGAGUGCACAGUAAAUCUACAGGAUGAUGGAGAUAGCUAUGGUUUCAUCACUUACCGCUACACUUGUGAUGCUUUUGCUGCUUUAGAAAAUGGACAAACUCUGCGCAGAUCCAGCGAGCCUGACUUUGAGCUGUAUUUUUGUGGACAAAAGCAAUUUUGCAAGUCGAACUAUGCAGACCUAGAUUCAAAUUCAGACGAUUUUGAUCCUGCUUCUACUAAGAGCAAGUAUGACUCCAUGGAUUUUGACAGUUUACUUAAAGAGGCACAGCGAAGCUUGAGGAGGUAAUGUGCAUCAUGGCCGAGGAUAAUGGAGGGAUGGUGAAUACCUCACGGACGUCACGUCCUUCAAUAAUGGACAGUGAAGAAGUCAUGCUUACAGUGUUCCCCUGCUCUAUGCUCUCCAUACAAAAACAUGGUUUACAUGGACACGGCUGCUUGAGGAAUGAAGAGGCAAAGAGGGGUUGGUGUGAGCAUUUGUGCACCCCAGGGUCUCAGCUUGGCUUUCCCAGGGUAACAAAGUUGUGGGUUUUGAUCUUUCUAGCGAGUGCCAAGUGGGAACCACCUGAAGUGGCAGCAGUUCCAUAGAGAUACAUUUUAAAAAAUGAAAACUAAAAAAUGUGUACAUAUGACAUUUCCAGAACAAAGCAAAUUCAAACUUGAGCUGCUGACAUCUGAGACACACUGCAUUUUAGUUCUUUUUUUGGGUUUGUUCAUUGUUUUUUUUAGACAAGCUUCUUCUUAUCCUGUGUUGUUCCAAUAUGGCAACAAUCCUGAAGAGAUCAACAGAUCCUGCAAAAUCCACUGUCUCUUACUGUGCUUUUCUCAUGAAGGUGAAAAACAAAUAUGUGGAAGGAUUCCAAACUUCCAUAGCAUUUUAAAGUUUUGUCUUUUUAAUUGUGACAUCCAUGUCAGUGUCCAAAUGUUUAUCUAACAUAGUGAAAUUUUGAGACCCUCAUUAACAGUCAGCGUGUUUGGUGUUUUUUUUUUUUUUCCUUUGAGCUGACAUGGUGUUACACUAGAAACAAGUUGAGGGUAACUGUUUGGGGUGGGGGUGGGGGUUGAAUGUACAGUUAGAUUAUUUACUACAUUCUCAAAUGUAGUCAAGUAUUUACAUAUGUUAAAUGGAGUAUUUUUAUUUUGUGUACAUACUGUCUGACAAGACAAUGCUCUUUUUUGUUACAGCUAUGCACUGUAAAUGCAGCGUUCUUUUAAAAAACUGCUGAAUUUUUUCUUAAUCAAGAAUAUUCAAAUGUAAUUAUAUGAGGCAGAACAAUAUUGUACACUAACAUAUUUAGAAAGCUGAACUUAUGCUUAUAUAUAUUUGAUUGUAAAAAAAAAGAAGUGUGUGUUUGUGUGCGUGUGAGCGUGCGUGAGUACUGAGUGCAAAAAUAUUGAUGCUUUACGCACAUCAUCCAUCCCUUCUUUAAUCAGCCUAAUAGCAUCGACCAGAAUUCAGCCAAAGUUAAGAAUGUUCAGGUCUCAUUCAUUAGCUAGACUGGCUUAGUUGCUCCCAUCCUUUACAAGUUGCUGAAAUCUUUACAUCCAUGCUUUUUCAACCAGUGGUAUCUCACAGUAUGGCAGGUGGUAGGAAUGUCACCGCUUGAAAAGAACUGGUCUAACUGUACCAGGAUAUUGAUGCUUGCCCCACUAAGGGGAGCAUAGAAAUCUGGAUUGGGAAUACAUAUACCUUUCCCUUAUAUUCAUAUUAUAUAUGAUACUAAAGUCCUGUGACCUCCUGACGGAUGUCCUAACUUGGACAUAAAGUCUGAAGUGUCUAGUGUUGCUUGCUGAAAGCCUCAUGGGAUGCUGGAAGUUUCUGUGAAGAGUUUAUAAUCAACAUUUGCUUUAAGUUGAAGAUACAAUUUGCUAAGAGAGAUUGUCCUAUGGCUUCCAGGAUCACGAGUCCUGCUAGAAAUGGUGAAAUUACUGGAUGAAUCCAUUGGGGUAUUUCCUGGAAAACUACUUCUACUUCUUUAUAGGGCUCCUUGUGAGAAAAGAUGCUUCCUGUAAUGUUCAGGUAACUGGCGUGAUGUCAGCCCUCACCAGGUAACUGGAGGAUGCAGAUGUCACAGGGACUGGCAUGGGAGCGGCCAGAGGUGGCGGCAGCCCUAUCCUAUCAUUCUGGGUAAUGCACACCGAAAGGGGCUUAUAAGGGCCAAACUUGACAUGCAGGAGCAGACACAAGGCUGGUAACUUUGCUUGCCACGUAAAUGCUGCAAAACGGUGUGGGACUUCACAAAACAUUGUGCAGAGAAGCAAUGGGCAAGGGAGACCACUAAACAGAGGUUCCCAGCCCUGGGUCUGCAUCCUUCUAGGUCCAACCAACUUCAUUUGGAGAGUUAAGCACAUAUUUAAAUCUCUCCAUUGAAUGCAGUGGAGCUCAAGACUGCAAUUCUGUGCGCACUUACUUGUAAGUAAGCCCCAUUUAACCCGGCAAGACUAAUGUCAGAGGACAUGUGCAUAGAAAUUGUGCUGUAAAAGUGCUUAACUUUGGCUGGUUCAUGCCCUUUGUCCAGAAGUAUCUUAGCCAACUAGGUAUUAAUCUCCUUUGUAAUAUUUUUUCCACGUUUUACUUUUUUUCAUCUCUUUCUUUAGUCGUUUUAUAUACACAAAAUUUAUUAAGGGCGGGGUGGGGGAGAGAUAUUUCUCAUUUAAACUUUUUUCUAGGCAAUAUCAUAAUUUUAUGUAAAGCUUCUUAAAUGGGUAAUCAUUAAGAAGUGUUUUUAUUUUAUGUAUUGAUAGUUUUGGAACUAGAAGUCAGAAACCUUUUUAAAAAUGAUACUUUGUUUUAAAUGUUGUGACUUUAAUUUGAUAAAGAAAAAUUGCUGUGGUACAGAGCACAGUUAUGGUUUUACAAUAAUUCUGUGUGUCUGAACACUGUUCUUGAAGCCAGUAGUCUUUUCAUUGGCAGAGUUCAAUGAUUAUCUAUGAUUUUAAAUGUACGCAUCCUGUAUAAAUACUAAUUCUUCAUUCCUUUGUUUACUUAAAGAUGCAUAUUUAUCGGUUGUGAUUAACCUAUUUAUUAUAAAUUAUGAGGUGACUAAAAUAAUAAAAAGGCCAGUGGAAAUUUUAUACCUAGGAUGCACACCGGUUGUCAGGUUGCUAAAUGUAUUUUCAUUCGGGGAAAAUAGUUUUUUGUUUUUGUUUUUUUCCAGAAGCAGUGACUCCUUCCACCCUCUUUUUCUUAUUAUUUAACUAUGCACUAUUAUGGCCUUAGAGGUGCCCAUGACAUUGUGGGAGCCUUCAGAUCGUAUCAGAAAUUGUAGAAUCCAUUUGCGAGUUUAUGGGCUGGCACAGUGCACACCGCUAAAAUGGACUAACUUGUGCAGCCAUCACAUGACUGAUGUCUUGUCCAUUAAAGUCAUUCCUGUCAAUUACCCUGUUGAAUUUCAAUUCAAGCACCCAUUGCAAGGUUGUUCUUCCUUUUGAUUUUCUCCUUUAGGGCAUUCGCUGCUUGUUUACAGAAUUGCAAGAAAUUCCCCAGAGCGCUUGAUAGCAUUAAAGAAUGUAUAUGAAACCUCCUCGCCUGCCAAAACCAAAAUGCUUUUUAGUGCCGUGUGGGCAUGAUGACGCCCACUGUGCACAGCACUGCACUUAGGAGAUCCCAACAGGGCUCAGGAGAACCCUCUGUUCCUCUUGCAAGGGACAUACAAGGCGAUGCAAGGGAUUAUCUAGCUGAGUGGCAGACCCACUCUCUGAAAGAAGUUAGGUGGGGAUAUGAGAGCCAUGCACAGAUCUCCCAGCUGCACAGGUGGCUCCUUGUGCUACCAGAGUAUGGCUGUAGGUAGAGAUAAUCAGAAACAAGGCUCUGCUGAGCCUUCUUGGGAUACUUUAUGGGUUCUGUACUCAGAGUGAACUGGAUCAUACCCAGUGUAUGAUAUGGUGGUGGGAGUGGGGAUAACAGGCAAUAAUUUGCCUAUUGAGCAAACCAGAGUGCAAGACAAGAGUAGGCAAGAUACACUGGAGCAUCAGUGGUGGCUCUUUUUAACAAGAGGUUUCAUACUCUUGAGUCUGAAGAGAUGAAAGCACUCCUACCCUCAUGUUUAGUGAAGUGGGAAAGGGCCAGCUGACACACAGCACAUAAAUUUUUGUACUUGGGUAUUCAUCCCCAAGUUACCCCCCCCCCCCAAAAUCCAAUGACUGGUCCUUUACUGAACAUCAUGAAAGUGGUAGCAGUGCCUGGAUAGUUCCCCCUCCCUUUCCAACGAUGCCCACCUUUCUGUGCACACACAGCCUGUGGGAGUCACUUCCCCUUGGUGUGCCUAGACACAUGCAGUUUGCAUGUGAGCUGGAACCAUGCAGAUGGGGCCCAUUGCUUGGAUCUUCUCCACUCACUUGUCACCCAGGUAGAAGGGAAUGUCAGAAGAAUGUGGCAGUACCUGUUGGAGAUGAUCAUCCUAUAUCCAGGCAGGACCAUCUAAAUUCACCCUGCAGGUGCACAGGCAAAUGGAACAUCUAGGCAAUGGCCUUUCCUUGUUGUAUGUCCCCAACACUGGAUGAGAGAUAGUGUGAGUUUUUGCAAGGAAUGAGCUCACAGUGUGAACUCUCUUGCUCAAAAAGGCUCUGCUCACCUUGAGUUGACACCAGGACUUAUAGAUCUGAUUCAGAAUCAGGCAAAUAGCUCAGUUCUGCAGGUCCACCAACUUCUUUGCCAGUUCUGCUUUCCCCAAGGGAGGAAAAAACUUGCUUUGCAGAAAGGGAAGUGGGGGCUAAAGGUAGAGCAGGCAUUUUGCCUACCAAUAUUGUUCUGUGCAUCAGCAGAGCAUAAUUUUCUGCUUAUGAAGGGUAUCCACAAGUUCUGUUGCACUAGUCUCCUAAGGGGAGGGUGUUCUGUCAACAUAGGUAUGAGAGCUUGAAAAGUUUGGAAAAGUUAAGGAAUGGGUUUUUUGAGUUUGACUUGAAUCCUCAAGUUCCAAUUAAUUUGGAGAGCAAGCUGGACAGGUUUCACCCAGUUGUAUGCUCUGUAUUCAGAGGUAUAUAGAGAGUGGGUUCAGGCAAUACGAUAAGCUACACUGAAGGGUUGUGUAUGGGUUGUUGAACCAUGGCUUGUUGAAACAUGGGCUUUCAUAUUGUCUGAACCUAGCCAAGAAAGCAAACCAUGGUGAACAAACCACACUUCACAAUCCAACAAUGAAUUAUGGGUUUUCUCACUGAGUUGUCCAUGUUUAACAGCCAUGGCUUGUUAGCACAGUUGGUUCAUCCAACUUACAUUUUGGCAGCAAGCCACAGUUCAACAAGAACCCAUACUUAGCCUAUAAUCAGUCUUUCCGUGUGACUUUCUGUGCUGUUUGGACCCAGUUACUGCUUCAAACACAGAUACUCCAUCAAGUUACCAUGGGCAGCAAUCAUUAGCAUGAGUGGGUAGGAAAUCUCCAGGGAAGAGGUUCUGCCAACAUGGUUCCAGCAGCUCCCACACUGAAAGAGUUCUGUGUAGUUUUUCAUUGUAAACAGGGAUGGGAUAAGUGGAGUGCACUUAUUGCUGUUUGGCAUUCAUUACUUCUUUUGAAGAAACAACAUACCUACCUAUGUAAUCUCUUCCCCUGCCCUUCCCAAAAUGUAGGAAAAUUGAUUUUUCUCCCGUGAUCAGUGCAGCUAAGUCUGAGAGCUGCCUUCAUUUUAUCACCAGCAUAUUGUGUUCCAGUAGAUUCCACUGUGUCCUGUUCUUUGCCCCCCCACCCUACUUUUGUCUUUGAAUUCCUAAGUAGGUAGAUAGCAAUAAAAAGGGAACUUUUUCACAAGUUCUGUUUUGCAUACUGUAGCACCCUUUCAGUCUGUGCAAUUCUUGUCAUUCAUUGCUUUGUAGGUUGAAGAUACAGGUAUUUUAACUUUUGAUCGUGUGAAUGCCAAACUAAACGUUUACAGCUGUUUCUUUCUGGAUUUUGAGUGUCUUCUAUUGUAAAGGGAAAAAAUUAAAGCAAUAAAUUAUUUUUUAAGAAAUCAA